This is a messenger RNA of Thalassophryne amazonica, 2284 nucleotides long. RefSeq names its product gastrula zinc finger protein XlCGF57.1-like. Gene Ontology annotation, biological process: regulation of transcription by RNA polymerase II. The record is from RefSeq and is a predicted model, not a curated record. The transcript has 3 exons. Lineage: Eukaryota; Metazoa; Chordata; Actinopteri; Batrachoidiformes; Batrachoididae. Gene Ontology annotation, molecular function: DNA-binding transcription factor activity; RNA polymerase II cis-regulatory region sequence-specific DNA binding. Bases 299 to 1888 code for a protein of 529 amino acids.
AGCAGCAUCAGCAGCCGCAGAAGAAAGAAACUGUCAGUAUUAUUUUGUUUUGAUUAUUAAUGAGUGACGAAAGUUGCUUCGAUAAAUUGAGCAGAAGAACCUAAUGAACCUAAAACGGGACCUGGAGGCUAAUCAUUCGGCGCUAUAUGUGUGCGGGAUAUGUCAAAAAGACAUGAACAGGUUUCAAUUAAAUUUAGUGGACAGGUCGACUUCGGGUCAAGGAAGAGCUGAUCAAAUUUUGGCUCAGCUCCAGAUCAAAGCGCAGAGGUUCGCCUGCAAUCACUGAUCAAAGCAGCCAAUGGAGAGAAAAGAAGAGAUUCUACUGGCACAACAGGAGUGCAACCAUAUUCUGGACCAGGAGGAACAAAAGCCUCCAAACAUUAAAGAAGAAGAGGAGAAACUCUCAGUAAAUCAGCAAGGACAGCAGUGUAACCAUAUCGAGGAUGCUGAUAUUAUCAAGUUCACUUUCACUGGUGUUCCUGUGAAGAGUGAAAAUGAUGAAAAACAGUCAUUGCAGCUACAUAAAAGCCACCCUUUACCAAAAAUCUCAACUGAAGACAUGAAAGUAGAAGCUGAUGGAGAGGACUAUGGAGAACCAGAGCCAACUAGCAACUCAGGUCUGGAUUGUUACUUGCAAGCAGGCACUCAUGACAAGAUUUCAAACUGUUCUGAAGUGGACACUGAUGAUAGCUAUGAGUGGAAGAACAUGGAGCCGCACUCAGGUUUAGACCCUUUGAGAACCUGUGAAAUCUUUCAAAGUAAUAGCAAAUGUGAAACUGCCAGGAAAUCAUUCAGCUGUUUGGAAUGUGGAAAAACAUUUUUUCACAUGGGUAAUUUGAAAGAGCAUAGGAGGAGUCAUACAGGAGAGAAACCAUGUAGCUGCACUGAGUGUGGCAAAAGAUUUGGGGGAAAAAGCAAUCUGAAGAGACACAUGAGAAUUCAUACAGGAGAGAAACUAUUUAGCUGUUCUCACUGUGGUAAAAGAUUUGGCCUAAAGAAAAGCCUGAAGUGCCACAUGAGCCUUCAUACAGGGCAAGAUGUAUUCAUCUGUUCUCAGUGUGGUAAAGAAUUUGGUCUGGAGAAAAGCCUGAAGUGCCACAUGUGCCUUCAUACCGGACAAAAUGCAUUUAUCUGUUCACAGUGUGGUAAGAAAUUUGGGCAAAAAUGUGAUCUGAAACGGCACCUAAGAAUUCAUUCAGGGGAAAAAUUAUUUAGCUGUUCUGAAUGUGAUAGAAGAUUUGGACAAAGGAGUGAUUUGAGGAGACACAUGAGAAGUCACACAGGAGAAAAAUUAUUUAGCUGUUCUGAGUGUGGUAAAAGAUUUGGGCAGAAUGGUGAUCUUAAAAGGCACAUGAGUAGUCAUACCGGAGAAAAAUUAUUUAGCUGUUCUGAGUGUGGUAAAAGAUUUGGGCGAAAAGGUAACUUGAAAAACCACAUCAGAAUUCAUACAGGAGAGAAACCAUUUAGCUGCUCAGUAUGCCGAAAAAGAUUUGUACAAAAAGGUGACCUGAAAAACCACAUCAGAAUUCAUACAGGAGAAAAACCGUUUAGCUGCUCUCACUGUGGUAAAAAAUUUUGCUUAAAAAAUAAUAUGAAAAACCAUAUAGACAUUCAUACAAGAGUAAAACAUUUUAGCUGCUCUGAGUGUGGUAAAAUAUUUAGACAGAGGGUUGAGCUGAAACGACAUCUGAAAGUUCACACAGGUGAGAAAAUAUUUAGCUGCCCUGAAUGUGACAGCACAUUUGUCCACAAAAGUAAUCUGACUAGACACAUGAAAAUUCAGUGUGAAUUUUUUAGGAAUGUAGACUCAGUUCAUACUGAAAAUUCAGCAGCAGCUACAGCAUUAAAACAAACGGAGACAAAACCACAUUCUAGCAGUUUUAACUAAACAGCUGAAAACACAAGGUAGUGAAGAAAAGGUUAAUUUGUGAUAAAGGACUCUGACAAAUUUCAAAUAAUUGGCCCAUUCUUGUUGAAUCACUAAAAAAAAGAUCUAUGAUCAGCUGGCUGACUCAGGAUCCCCUGAUUUUGGUCAUGCCAAUCUAUAUACUUGUAUUAAUAGCCAAGUGGCCUCUGUGCGCGUAGGUGUGCAUUUGUAUGGCUUUAAUCAUGGACAAACGGGAGGGCUGACAUUUGCUGUUUGGUUUGCGUAUGUAUUUUGGGUCAAGGAAGAACAGUGUAAAAAUGGAAAGUUUAUUGGACUAAUAUUUUUGGAGAAAUUAGGGAUAUUAGGUGUGGAUGAAUGGAUGUCUAUAAUUACAUUCUGGACUCACACGGCAUUCCA